Messenger RNA from Cydia pomonella (codling moth), 1486 nucleotides. Its product is annotated as F-box/LRR-repeat protein 20-like. Gene Ontology annotation, molecular function: protein binding. NCBI's taxonomy places the organism in Eukaryota, Metazoa, Arthropoda, Insecta, Lepidoptera, Tortricidae. Gene Ontology annotation, biological process: SCF-dependent proteasomal ubiquitin-dependent protein catabolic process. Bases 198 to 1367 code for a protein of 389 amino acids. The record is from RefSeq and is a predicted model, not a curated record. Gene Ontology annotation, cellular component: SCF ubiquitin ligase complex. The transcript has 9 exons.
CGGGCCCGAUUUCGGGCCUGAUAAUGGAUGUAAUUGGCGCUUAAGACUGGCAACAUUUUAGUUUUGGCGGUUUGACGACUUUGACGGACGGCAACUUAUUCAAAAAAAUAAAACUUGAAUAGAAGUUUGGUUUGCGCUUUAUAAUUUAAUUAGUUUUGUGUUAAUUACGACAAUUUAAGUGAUUAGUAAUUCAGAAAAUGUCUGACAAAAAAAGCAAGCGGUUUUCAGAAAGCCCUACUGAGUCAGAUUACUCGGAGCCUGUAGCUAAAAGAACACGGUCCAGUAGUCGGAAGCAAGGAGAAACUUUAAUACCAGUGCCAGUGGUAGCCAAGCCCACAAUUCUGGAUGUGCUCAAUGAAGACUGCUGGCGGCUGGUGCUCGACUACGUGAGCCUCCGAGACGUGGUGCGCUCCGAACGUGUCAGUAAACAGUGGCGCCAUGUGGUGUACCGCUAUUUAAGAGGAGCUCGUCUGUACAUUCGAAUGUGUUUAUAUCACAAUUAUAAAACAGCAACACCGUCGGUCAAGUGCAGGAUUUUGGAUGCUUAUGGUAGUUAUACCAAGACAGUGAUUGCAAAGUAUGGGCCAGCCAUCGUCACCGCCGACUGUCGAGGUGUGUCUGAUUUGCGGGCCCUCGGGAAACAUUCACCUGACUUAGAAGAGUUAAGGCUUGUUAACGAACAGUACCAUAAUUUAAAAUUAAAAGCCGUACACUUCAACAAUCUACGACGACUUUAUUUAGGCAAUGUUUUGCGCUUCAAAGACGCCCACAUCAGCAAACUGCUCGGGUCUCCAGUGCUUGAAGAACUAAAAAUAUUAGAGAACCAGAUGAUGACUGGAUCAUGUUUAAGUGACUUGAAGUCAAAUCUGAAGACACUGGAACUUAGUAGAUGUAAACGACUCGACAUCACUAAUGCACUAUCAGCAUCGCACCAUUUCAGCGAAUUGACGAGACUGGAACUAAACAGGAACUCCGAGUAUGUGCUGCAGGAUGUGUACAAGGUGUUGGAGAACACGCCCAAAUUGGAGUAUUUGGGCUUGCAAUGGUACGCGAGUACGGCGGUGGGGGGCUUGGUGGAGGCUUUAUGUGGCUUAAGCAGGUUGAAGCAUUUGUGCUUGCUUAGCAACCAGAGCGUGCGAGACGAGUGGCUGGAAGCCGUUGGUCGAAGCUGUGGAGAGAUUAGAACCGUCGACGUUGGUGGCUGUAAAGAAGUAACGGCGGCGGGCCUGGAGGCGCUGUGCCGAGGCGCGGGCAAAACCCUCACCGCGCUCGGGUUCUCGCACAGCUUCCUCACGGAUGAAGACGUGGCGCGCUGCGUCGCUCUCUGUCCUAAUUUGCAGGUAAUUACAACAACUCGAAGUUAUUAAAAAGUUAUUAAUAAUUAAAAAAGUUAUAAUUACACUCGCGAGCAAACAAACGGAAUUACUUUACAUGUUUGACUAUUCUUAAUUAGGUGGGUCCACACAGAGCGAGCAUACGCGCGAGG